AUGAGCAGUAUUGUGCGGCAGAGCAAGUUUCGUCACGUAUAUUGUAAACCGGUGAAACAUGAACAAUGUAUUUCGGAUGUACGGAUUACAGAAAUUACAUGGGAUUCGCUUUUCUGCGCUGUUAAUCCGAAAUUUAUUGCCAUCAUAACUAAAGGUUCUGGUGGACCGUUUCAAGUGAUUCCGGUGACAAAGUUAAUUUUGAUUAGUACACCAUAUUUUGUUGAAUAA
This is a messenger RNA of Enterobius vermicularis (human pinworm), 228 nucleotides long. The record is from the annotation of a GenBank genome assembly. Lineage: Eukaryota; Metazoa; Nematoda; Chromadorea; Rhabditida; Oxyuridae.